GGGAAUGGGCCGCCACGGCUGCCGUAGCCCUGGUCUCUAUGGUGACCGGAGACACAGGAAGAGGAAGUCAGUCCCUGGCUUAGACUGUGGUGUCAGUUAUAAUCGGUGGCAGAAAGCAGGUGCUGGGAAUAGCGGAUAUGGCCUUACCUACACUCCCAUCAUCUUGGCACAGUCGUAGCAGGAUGCUUGAGAAACAGAUAGUGCGACAUAGGCAGCAGGAAGCUAAUUUCCGUCAUGAGUGGGAUCUGGCAAACCGGUAUUUUAAAAAGUCUGAUGUGUACAGCAAUAAACAAGCCCAAUGGAGUUCCCGUAUUUCCUAUGAACAGAGCAUGAAUGCUUAUCACCGUGAGAAACAAAAAGAGGAGAAAAAAAAGAACUUAGAGCGCCGGAGAGAAGCAUUGCGCAAAUUAUUACAAGAGGAAAGGGAUUUGCUGGAAGCUGAACUCCGAGAGCUCUCUCAGUACAGGGAUCCUGAUAUUGUUAGCAUGAGAGAGAGAUCAGAGGAACUAAAAUCCGCUCGAGAAGAGCGAAGAAAACAGCUUGCCGAUGAGUUAUUGUAUGAACAGUGGAAAAAGAGCAACGUGAAGCUACGUGAGGUGGAAUCCAGUUUGCAUAAAAAAUAUGUGGUCAAUGCAUGGGGAGAACAGGUCACAGAAAAAAAUCAGGAAAUAAUUGCAGAGGAAGAAGAGAAUAAGAGGUUUGAGAACCAAUAUGAGCUUGCAAGGCGGGAGGCUAUAGAGAAUAUGAAGAGGGAAGACGAGAGACGCCGGGAGGCGGAGAAGGAGCGUGCAGAGGUCCUGCGCCAACAAAUGGAGGAACUCAGGCUGAGGGAGGUGGAGGCCCAGAAGUUGAAGAAGGAACAAGAGGCUUUAUUAAGACAACAGUGGGAAGUAGAGGAACUUCAGGAGAAAAGAAAGAAGAUUGAGGAAAGCAGGAAAAAAGCAGAACUUGGUCACUUUCUGAGUCGUCAGUACACAGCACAGAUGAAACGGAGAGCACAAAUGGUGCAGGAAGAGCUGGAAAUGGACAUGAAGAUUCUUUCUGCACUCUUAAGUAAGGAGGAUGAGGAGCAGCGCUUACGUUCAGCCAGAAGGGAGCAGUCUGCUGCUGACACUGCAUGGAUGAGACGGGUCAUUGAAGAGCAGCUACAUCUGGAGAGACAAAGAGAGGCAGAGAUUGACACUCUCUUCAGAGAAGAAGCCAAGCAGGUGUGGGAGAAGAGGGAGGCCGAAUGGGAGAGAGAGCGGAGUGCGCGAAACAGACUGAUGAGAGAGGUGCUCAUGGAGAGACAGCUACAGAUCCAGGAGCGGAUAGAACAGAACAAACGUGAACAAAGAGAAUCCCUAAAAUCACGUGAGAAUCUUCUCCAAGAACUGGAAGAAGUAAAGCAGCUGACCGCUAGAGAGAAGGAGGAGGAAGAGGAGCAGAAGACAGCACGCAGAUUGGAGCUGGAGGCACAGAUUUCCGAGCAACAUCUGCAAGAAAAAGAGGCUAUGCUGCGGCUGGCAGAGGAGGAAAAAGAGGACAAAUUAGCAGGAGAACAGGAAGAGGAGUUGGAAGACCAGGAGGCAGAAAUCAUGACACAGAGAGGUUAUCACCAAAAGGUGUUUAGCCGGCCGAGACCUGCUUGGUUAUGACAUGGCUAAUAGUAAAUGAAACAGUCAUUACUUCCAGCAACUGCUCCGUCCUCGGUGCUUGAUACCAUCCGGAACAAAGGUCUACAUCACACUUACUUUUAGCAUUCCAAUGUAAAUAGACUUUCAUUUGUAAAUUAGUUUUUUUAUCGUAUGUAUAAAACUUUCACUCAAAGUGAAAUCUGAAAUAUUAAUGUAGGACACAUAAAAUAUCUGUCCAGGCACAUGCUGCCACCUUGGAGCAGAAGCAAAUCUGUAUUUCCACUGAAAUAACUACCCCCAGUAUUGUGGAAAGGUAAACGUAAAGUGUAUGGCUGACAGGGUAAUUCAGAUCUGAUCGUAGAUGUGCUAAAUUUUGCCCGUGCACUCCACAAAGUGAUUCAGACUGCGAUUCAGUCUGAAUUACCCCCAUAGUGCAUUACUGCUUUCGAUGGAAGAGUAGCGGGCACACUCUGUAAGCUUUGUGUUACCCUAUAUAAUCAGUCCUCUACAAAUUGUUUGAGAUUAUGCUAAGGAGUUAUGUUAAUGUAUAAUUGUGGUGUUAAACCUACUUUGGUUAUUAAAACAGUCUUCCUAGGAAAGUGUGUUUUAUCAUAUUACUACAAUAUUAUGUUGGCCAGUUAAAAACACGUCCUUUCACCAGUUUUACCUAUAUCAACUCUGUCCUCCCCAAAACACACUCUGAUGAAGUAAGAGGCUCUUAAUAGCUUGUAAUUAGCAAGGGGAUAUGCAUAAAGGGUGAUGAAUACAAUGGAUAUUUGUACUUUACUCAAAUUAAUGUUUCAUUCAUAGUUGUGGUAUUUUGAUGAAGGCUUGACACACUUGUUGUUUGUGGAAAAUAUAUUCUAUUUAACCUUAAAUUAAACUUCACUAGAUUGGUUACAAA
Pseudophryne corroboree (corroboree frog) is the source of this 2520-nucleotide messenger RNA. It is a transcript of the gene TCHP, whose product is annotated as trichoplein keratin filament binding. The transcript has 13 exons. The coding region runs from base 138 to 1637 and encodes 499 amino acids. The record is from RefSeq and is a predicted model, not a curated record. Gene Ontology annotation, cellular component: keratin filament. Lineage: Eukaryota; Metazoa; Chordata; Amphibia; Anura; Myobatrachidae. Gene Ontology annotation, biological process: apoptotic process.